Messenger RNA from Thamnophis sirtalis, 750 nucleotides. It is a transcript of the gene SNRNP27, whose product is annotated as small nuclear ribonucleoprotein U4/U6.U5 subunit 27. Lineage: Eukaryota; Metazoa; Chordata; Lepidosauria; Squamata; Natricidae. Gene Ontology annotation, biological process: RNA splicing. Gene Ontology annotation, cellular component: precatalytic spliceosome. The record is from RefSeq and is a predicted model, not a curated record.
UUCGACUCGGCCGGGCGUCGGGAAGGAGUCGCGCGCGAUGGGCCGCAGCCGCUCCCGGUCGCCUCCGCGGAGGGAACGCCGGCGUUCCAGAUCCACCUCACGUGAAAGAGAGAGGAGGAGACGGGAGCGAUCAAGAUCUCGAGAGAGAGACAGAAGGAGAAGUCGUUCUCGUUCUCCACACAGACGAAGAUCUAGAUCUCCUCGGCGGCAUAGAUCCAAUUCUGCUUCUCCUUCCCGGCAGAAAGAAAGGCGAGAGGAUGAGAAGAAGGACAGCAAAGACAAAGAGCAUCAAAUCACAGAAGAAGACCUGGAAGGCAAAACAGAAGAAGAAAUUGAAAUGAUGAAAAUGAUGGGAUUUGGCUCAUUUGACACCACAAAGGGCAAGAAAGUGGAUGGGUCUGUAAACGCUUAUGCUGUCAACGUGUCCCAGAAACGGAAAUACAGGCAGUACAUGAACAGAAAAGGUGGAUUCAAUAGGCCCCUGGACUUUAUUGCCUGAUGUGUCUGCAGCUGUUACCGAUAAAAAAACUCCACCGAAGUCUCAUCUGUCUGGCUAAGAGGUUCUAUCUUCUCACCCAAAAAGAGUUAGGGUCUUUGUGAAUAAUUCUUUGAAGUUACAUUUCCUAGGUUGAAAUGGUAUUUUCCCCCCUCUCAAAUGUAUCUUUUGCACAGAGUGGUUUUUCUGAUGUUGUUAUUCCACGUUUAUAGGUUUCCUCUUUUAAAUAUUGUCAAUUAAAUUAAAAAGAAACA